Amaranthus tricolor (Joseph's coat) is the source of this 721-nucleotide messenger RNA. RefSeq lists its product as uncharacterized. The record is from RefSeq and is a predicted model, not a curated record. NCBI's taxonomy places the organism in Eukaryota, Viridiplantae, Streptophyta, Magnoliopsida, Caryophyllales, Amaranthaceae. The coding region runs from base 204 to 488 and encodes 94 amino acids. The transcript is spliced from 2 exons.
AUAAGAAGCGAGUCAACCUACAUUCCGGUGCAGGUCGAUAUCAGACGAUUUAUGUAGGUUGAUCAGACGGUUUUGCGGGUCGGGUCAAUUUUUACAGCCUAAAAGGAAAUAUGAAUUAUGGAAUUCAGCCUAUCAAAGCCACCUUCUCGCACCAAACACCCUAAAUUUCUCCAAUUAUCUCCUCAAAACAUUGAAUUUCUGACAUGGCAGACCACUCAUCCGCACCUUCAAACAAAAAAGAUGACCAUCCAAAGAAGGAACCGAAAUCUCCCAAUCUGAUAGAACGAGCCAAGGAAGGGAUCGGGUCACUCUUUCGUCACAAGUCACCGCGCCACCACAAGGAAACUCAUGGGACAAGCGACGAUAUCGAUGAAAGUACUCCAGCUAAUGAAGUCAUAGGGCCGAAUGUAUUUGAACGUGUAAAGGAAGAAGUCGAAGCAGUCGUUGAAGCAUUCCAUGAAAAAAAGGAUUCAAAAGGUGAUAAAUAAGAGUAUGCUUAUAAAUUGCUGUCACAAAAUGUUUAGUACAAUUCAAUCCUCAUUUGGUAACAGAAUCAGAUUCAUUGGAUAAACUUAAUCUUAUAUAUGGAUUUAAUUUGUUCGAGCAAUUGAACUGCUGCAGUUGCUUGACAGCUUAUUUAUGUAAAUGUGUUCUUGAAAUGUACUCUAUUUGCAUCUUUCAAAUGUACAUUACUAAAUCAUCAUCGUUUAUUUACGUGAAA